This is a messenger RNA of Ochlerotatus camptorhynchus, 1359 nucleotides long. Its product is annotated as transforming growth factor beta regulator 1. The transcript is spliced from 2 exons. Gene Ontology annotation, biological process: regulation of cell cycle. The record is from RefSeq and is a predicted model, not a curated record. The coding region runs from base 99 to 1262 and encodes 387 amino acids. Gene Ontology annotation, cellular component: nucleus. Lineage: Eukaryota; Metazoa; Arthropoda; Insecta; Diptera; Culicidae.
CUGGAUGAGCAAUAUAAGCAAAAAAGGCGAGUGGUGAGCGUUUUAAUACAACUCCGCGUUUGCUUUUGAGGGCAUAUUUAUCGCAUAUUUUUUCUUGAAUGAAAAACCUCACGCUUGUGGCAGCAAAUCGACGCGAUUACGUAUAUGCUGCUGGCUUGCUGCGAGUGCAGAAAAAUUUCCAUCGAUCGCAACGGCUGGAGGAAAACCAGCUACUUCACCUGCUGAUAGGCGCGAUGCAGAACUCCUUCUCAUUUCCCGCGGCCCCAAACCCGGCGGUUAACGAAAAAUAUCGACGGAAGUACCGUAGGCUCAAGCGGAUCAUGAAGAAUCUCGUCUUUGAAAAUGCUGCGCUCUGUGAUCACGUUGCCCAGAUCCAGGAGAAUAUUUUGCUGGUGAAAGAGGAGCGACGGUAUCUGCUGAAAAAGCUGCUGGAACACGAGAAUGAUAUGGAGACGCAAAUGGGAAGGCCAUGUAGUAAAUUGAAUGAAUUGAUAGCCAAUAGCUUACCUCCAAAACGACAGUACAAAAAGCGAACUGUAACCGAUGGUAGUGCUGCCGAUUCAGCGACCAAAGGAAAGGGUCAAACUAGAAAAGGUAGGGCCAAUGCUAGUGCAACCGCUACCGAUAAGAGUUCCGCCAAGAAGAAUAUGUCACUGAGCCAAUUAGGCCAUCCGACUUACCCAAUGACAGUGGCCGGAUUCACUAUUUAUAAUCUAGGUGAAAUUGUGGCCGAUCGACCCAGGUACAAUACCGAAUAUACGAUCUAUCCAUCAGGCUAUACGGUUACCCGCCCUUACGGUCACCUGAAGGAUCCCUUGAAGAAAUGCAUUUACACGUGCCGUGUCCUGAACAAUGGCGAUUCUCCACGGUUUGAAAUUAUUCCGGAAAACGAUACCGAGCUCACCAUAACGGGGAACUCGACCGAUGCGUGCCACUCUACCCUGCUUCAGUGUAUCAAUGCGUCGCUCGAUUGCCGCAACAUCGACGGGAGGCCGUCCGGGGAUUGGUUCUUCGGGUUGUCGCACCCGACCAUAUGCAGUUUGCUGCAAAGUUUUCCCAGCUCGAAACGAUGCGUCAACUACAAGGGCAUCAAGAAGGAAAAUUUCGCCAACAUGGACAAGGAGAACGAUCCGACGUUGAACUAUGACGCACUGCAGAGGCACAUAACGAUUUCGGCGUACCAUACGAUGCCGGAGAUCAAGGAGGAACCGCCGGACGAGCUACUGGACCAUUCCGAUGGGAAUUCGUUCAGUUUAUCUUAGGGAUGCCAUGGCGAUUAGCUAACUGAUAUAAUCUGAGUUGAAUGUAUUGACGAGCGUAUGCGAGUGAAUAAAGAGAAGACUUUUAUGUAUGAAAUAU